UCGGUUCCGCCCACAGACGCAGAGCUGCUGGGUAAAAAUGGCUGAAGUGGAUUUCGGGGAUAACGAGCUCUUUGAACAGCUCGAUGAAUUUGUGCCGCAGGUUUCGACGCACAUUCGCUUUAAAGAUGUUGAAGAAGAGGAGGAGGAGGACCGCGAGGAGGCGAAGCAUUUCCGGGGCAGAAUGGAGGAGUGUGAGGACCACAUCCAGAGACUCACGGAGGAGAAUCAAGUUUUAAGAAGGAAGCUGAACAUCCUGACACGACCGAGUGGCAUCACUAUUGGAGAUGUCAACAUGGAUGGGCCACUUCUUCAAAUCCUUUAUGCAAACAACAGCAUCUCAAAACAAUGUCGUCAAGAGAUUGAAGAUUGCAUCUGCAGUGUGAUUAUGAAGCACCAGAAACCAAGUCAUGAAAAGAAAUCCUCUUUCCAUGUGAAGCCUCAGAAUUCAGCUUUUGCUUUGGAUGAAGAUCCACUGAAAUCAUCUUCAAGCAGUGUAGAAACAACAUCAGAGGCUUUUAAAGUGGUUGGCAGUGUCUUAUAUUUCACUACUUUCAGUGUUGAUAAACUUGGACAACCUCUGGUCAAUGAAAACCCACAGCUUACAGAGGGAUGGGACCUUCCCACCUAUCACCAGGUUUUUAACCAAAUUGUGGGAACAGAUGGACAGGACAUUGAAAUGAAAGAUAAAAGACCCAAGUCCAUGUGUUUCAACUGUGGUUCCGGCAGUCAUCAGAUAAGAGACUGCCCCAAGCCAAAAGACAUGGCUGCCAUUAGUGAGAGACGCAAGGAGUUCAACCAAAACAACAGCCAGUCCGCACUGAGUAACCAACGAUACCAUGCUGAUGAAGUGGAAGAGCGGUUUGCUAAAUACAAGCCUGGAGUCAUAAGUGAGGAGCUGUUGACAGCACUGGGCAUUGAUGCCAACACCCUGCCGCCUCUGAUUUAUCGCAUGAGGCAGUUAGGCUACCCACCAGGCUGGCUCAAAGAGGCUGAGAUGGAAGAUUCUGGUUUGCUGCUGUAUGAUGGGAAUGCUCCAAAUAAUGGCAGUGGGACAGAGAACAGCAAUUCACAAAACACCUCUUAUGAUGUUUCCAAACUGGUAGAUUUCCCAGGCUUUAAUGUCCCCGCAUCAGACACUACGAAAGAUGAUUUCAUGCUGUAUGGUUCAUUGCCAAUGCAGAGCAACCACAUGAAGCAUAACUAUGCUGCCUACCUGUCCAACAACUUUCCAAUGCCUGGUGCCAACUGCAACAAGAGGCGCCAUGAUUCGGAUGAAUCAUCUCCUCAGCAAAAGAAGAAGAAUCGGCACAGUCCUGAUCGUUACUCCUGCAGGAGCUCGGACAUGGAUAUUGAAUCGGACCCAGGGACACUUUAUAAUAAUGGCCCUGGUGACUUUCAUUUCCAACCACCGCUGCCCCCUGGUUCUCCUUGCUUCAGUUCACCUCCUCCUUUACCUCAGGGCACUCCUCCAGCUACACCCACUCCCCCACCUCUCCCCAAAGGUACACCUCCUCUUACACCCAACAAUGGCUCCCCUGCUCUGCGAGGGCAGAACUGGGUAGUAGUUAAUGAGACUGUGGAAGGAACAGAUGAUGAACUGACAUUGGAGGAACUGGAGGAGCAGCAGAGGCUGAUUUGGGCAGCUUUAGAAAAUGCAGACACUGCCACUAGUAGUGACUGUGAGACACCUGCGAUGGGUACACCUCUACCCAGUUCACCAAGUGUGUCCACGCCUGCGCAGGUCGACACUGAAACAGAGGAGGAUGCAAUGGACACAAUGACACCUGCAGAAAGUUGUCAUAGUGGUGAAAGUCAAAGGGAAAAAGAAGUUCAAGAGAUUUGUCCUCAGAGCCCUGGACCAAUUAAAGUCCAAGAUGACAGCCCUGAGAGUCCUAAACCACCCAGAGAUGGCAGCCCUGAGAGUCCUGAACCACCAAAAGUCCAAGACGACAGCCCUCAGAGUCCUGAACCACCAAAUGUCCAAAACGACAGCCCUCAGAGUCCUGAACCACCAAAAGUCCAAAACGACAGCCCUCAGAGUCCUGAACCACUCAAAGUCAGAUAUGACAGCCCUGAGGGUCCUGAACUACUCAAAGUCCAAGAAAACAGCACUGAGAGUCUCGAACCACUCAAAGCCCAAGACAACAGCCUGCAGAACCCAGAUGCAGGUGCAGAAAACUGUGCUUCUCUUAAGCAUGACGAUAAGGUAACAGCUGUUCCUCAUCGGAGCAAGUUUGCUGCGGGAAUCGUUCCAUUUGAAGAAACACCAGAAUUCACCGAAGUCGCUGAAGCCACAGGGACAUACCUCAGGAUCAGAGACUUACUUAAAUGUUCCCCCAGAAGUUUGGCGAAGAAAAAGUAAAGAUGUACAGUCCCAACUAUGAAAUGAUAGAUGGGUAUUUUAAGCAAAAACUUCUAUUUUCAUGUCCAUUCGAUCAAGAAUGUUUUUUUUAACUCUUUAUUAUUUUGUACAAAGUUGAAUGUCUACGCUAUAUUAUUUGACCUGUUAGCAUUUAGUCACAAGGGCAUUUCAUCCAUCAGCUUUUGACAAACUAGGCUCAAGUAGUGGUGUUAUCGGGACUGUGGAUUUUAUUGUAACAUUUGUAAAAUGACAAUUUCCUGUUCUGUAUUCAUUUUUGUAUAAUUCUGUUAAUGGGUUUUUCUAUUUUUGUCGCCCUGGAAUUGAUUUGAAAUUGUCAAUUAAAUCUGCAUUCCUCAGCGUUUUAUUUCGUUGAGAAGCCAUACUUAGAUGUGGAUUUGUUUUUCAGCUUUCUUUUUGCAGGUGUAAUCCUCUUCUAUCAAUGCAAUUUUUCCAAAAUGAUUGUUGCAGACAAAAUAAUUAUAUUUUAGAAUUCUGAUUGUGCUCAUGAAUGUCCCUGUUAAUUUUAGACAACUCUACAUCGAACCCUACAAAAAUACAGUAAAAUACUAAAUUCUCACAGUUAUUUUUCCAUAUUCAUGUAAAAAUAUAUUCACUCAGUAAGGAUGGUACAAUAUUACCUUUUUGUGAGUAUCAACCAAAAUCUGUCAUAUACAGCCAUUUGAGACCUUUUGAACUACAAAGCAGUUAACAGAACAUUUGUGCCAUCCAUUCUAAGCUAUUUCAAAGGCAUAAUUCUCCAACUGUGAAACACAUUCUGCUAUUCUGGAAAUAAAAAGCCUAAAACACG
This is a messenger RNA of Solea senegalensis (Senegalese sole), 3170 nucleotides long. RefSeq names its product zinc finger, CCHC domain containing 8 (gene zcchc8). Gene Ontology annotation, molecular function: RNA binding; zinc ion binding. The record is from RefSeq and is a predicted model, not a curated record. NCBI's taxonomy places the organism in Eukaryota, Metazoa, Chordata, Actinopteri, Pleuronectiformes, Soleidae. The transcript is spliced from 14 exons. Bases 38 to 2362 code for a protein of 774 amino acids. Gene Ontology annotation, cellular component: catalytic step 2 spliceosome.